Messenger RNA from Saprolegnia diclina VS20, 972 nucleotides. RefSeq lists its product as hypothetical. The coding region runs from base 22 to 900 and encodes 292 amino acids. NCBI's taxonomy places the organism in Eukaryota, Oomycota, Saprolegniomycetes, Saprolegniales, Saprolegniaceae. The transcript has 7 exons. The record is from RefSeq and is a predicted model, not a curated record.
UUUGAAACGUGGUGAGCCAACAUGAGCAAGCGCAAGGAGCGAGAUGAGAGCCCGGCGCGCAAGGAGCGCGAGAAGAGCCACAAGAAGCACAAGAAGCACAAGUCCGAGAAGCGAGGCGACCACGAGCGCAUCUCUCGAGACGACUACUUUGAGAAGGCGCGCGAGUUCCGUGUGUGGCUCAAGACUGACAAGAAACUCUACUUCGAGGACCUCACGUCCGACGACGCACUGCAGUACUUUGAAAAGUUUGUCCGCCGAUGGAACGACGGCAAGCUCGACGCGAUGUACUACUCGAGCAUCCCGCAGCACGUCCUUGAGAGCAUCCAUCGUACCAAGCAUAAGUGGGGCUUUGUCAAGAACCUCAACGAGUCGGAGCGCUUGCACUUGGCGAGUACGAAGGACACGGUCGACAUUACGACCAACAAGGGCGCGUCGUCCACUGCCCGGCCCUCCAAGACGACAUCCCCACCUCGCAGCAGCAAGAAGCACGAGUCCGACUCGGACGACCCGGACGACCGGCGCAAGCGCGACAAGUACGAGCGCAAGCGGUACCAUAAACACAAAGAGUCGGUCAUGGAAGAGCUCGCGCCAAAGGCCACGGGCCGGGAUGCGAACAUCGAGAAGAAGCGGGAGAAGGCGGCGACGCUGCAUGGCGCGGCGCGUGCAAAGGAGGACGCCAAGGACGGCCUCGACUUGAGCGACGACUUUUUGAUGGGCGGCUCGGACGACUAUCAAGCUCGCAUUCAGCGGCGAAAGGCGGCGCAGGACAAGCGCCAAGAUGAGAAGCAGCAGCGUGUGACGGCGGCGCAGGAGGCCGAGGCCGCGCGCAUGCAGAAAUUCCUGCAGGACAUGGGCAUCCAGCCGGGUCAAGACCGCAUCACGAUUGCUCCGCGGCAAUAAGACAAGCGGAUGUCAUGGGGCAAGCAUCUGUCAUGAGAUAAGGCAAUAAGGGAGCGUGUAUUCCCAAGAGCC